AUGACUAGGACCAGGCCCGGUCGUCGAGAUGAAAUCUCGGACAUUGCACUGGGUGCUGCCAAGCCUAUUCUCGAUGUUCUUGAGACUGCUCUCGAUCUCGCCCCCGUACCUGGGCUGGGCCUCAUACCGAAAGCGUUAUCGACUAUCAUAGACAUCGUCGAGGCCGCCCGAGCGAACAAAGAGUCACGAGAGGCUUUUAUCGCAAAGGCAAAGGCGUUAGGAUCUGCCAUCAAGGAGACGCUUGAGAGUGCGAAUAUUUUGAUAGCCCGCUAUGGCGGAGACGAAGAUAAGACAAUGGAAGCAAUGGAUAAGAUCGCGUACUCUGAAGAGCUCACGAGUGGGGCUCAGGAUUUGUUAAGAAAACUCGGAGACCUCGUGAAAGCUGCUCGCAAACUGAAGGUCGACGCCGGUCGAGUCCGCGGAUUCCUCAGGGGCAUCACGGAUGCGUCACGGAACAAGACUGCCCUGAAGCGCAUGGAGAAUAGUCUAGGGAUCGCCGUCAAUGAAUUCCAUCACAAAUCUCAACUUGCGAUUGACAAAGGCAUACAGGAGAUCCAACAUCUCUUGAAGGAAGCGAGCGAACAGAGGGUUAUCGACAGCCUGGUCCGGGCAGAUGCAGGAUAUCACUCCGUCGACGAGCGCAAGAGCGGCUUCAAGGAAGGCACUCGGAAAGAUCUCUUCGACGAGCUUGACCUUUGGUCCACUGGCCGCUUCCCUGAGUCGAGUCCCAAGCGCUUUUACUUUCUCGCCGGCAGUGCCGGUGUGGGGAAGACUGCUAUUGCCCACCAGCUCUGCAAGCGUCUUGCCGACUUCGAGUCGUCGCCGCCCAGUGUUUCUCUCCUUGGCGCGUCGUUCUUCUUCGUUCGCGGUGACAAAAACAAAGGAUCGGCUCGCCUACUAUUCCCCACCCUUGCCCGCCAACUUGCCUCAUUCCAACCCUCUCUUCGUGCUCACAUUGUCAAUGCUUCCCGAGAGUACAUUAAGCAGGGCGACCGCCAGCAGAUCGAGUACGCCUUCAACAUGCUCCUCUAUCGGCCUCUCGUCAAGGCUUCCACAUCCCACCAGGCUCCGGUCUUCCUUGUCCUUGAUGCACUUGAUGAGUGCAUAGAGGAGGAAGAAUUGUCCACCUCACUAAGACUCCUUGUUAAGUUGGUCCACAAGGUGCCCUGGUUGUAUAUCUUCGCCACGUCGCGACCAGACGUCGCCAAUAUUGUGCACAUGCGGAACCUCAACGAUACCCUUGAAGACUGGGAGGGCGAUGUCGAACGCUAUCUGACGGACGCUCUGCUCAAGAUGCCCUUGUACGAAGAGAGAGUGCUCAGCAACUCUCACUCUGUGGCAGACCUCGUUAAGCGCGCCGGAGGACUGUUUAUCUUUGCUCGUACUGCCCUGGACACCCUGGAGAGGCACCCGAACCAAGAGGAAGCCUUCGCGGCUGUGCUUUCGCCAACAGAAUCAUCACCCAUGGAUUCAAUGUAUCUCGAUAUAUUGCGGUCGGCAUACCCCCCUCCAUACCUGCAGCAGUUCCCUCGUCUACACGGCUGCUUGCUAUCGCUGCUAGCCAUCAUCGCUCUACAGUUCACCUUACUACCACCCGGCGCCAUUACACUUCUCGGAAACGAUCUGUUCAAGAAGGACGUCAUCCAGAAUAGAAUAUCUGAGAACCAUGCCCUGGCCGGGGGGAUCGGUCUGUCGAAGGAGGAUGGCGACGAUAUACUAUCCCGUCUGUCCUCCGUUCUGUUCGUCACGAGCUCAAAUGGUUGCGUGACUCCUUUACACGUUACAUUCGGCGAGUUCCUUCUCAACUCUAAGCGCUGCGACUCGCUAUAUCACGUAGAUCGAGGCGAGGGGCACGCAGGUCUUGCAUCUGCUUGCAUCUCUGCGUUCUCACUCAAGACAGCAAUAGACUUCCUAGCCGCCUGCCGCGACAACGAGUUUACCAUGAAGUCUUAUGGGUUUUAUCUAAUGCGUUUCUCGUCCCUACACCUUCGCAACGCCGCGGGCAACGAAGAAUUAGCGAAGGACUUGCGUACCAUGUCUCAAGGCGUCCAAGUACCCAUCAUGUUAAGGACCACGCGCUUUGUUCCGGACUCCGCGGUCCAUGAUGAAGAUCAAAGCUUGUGGAAAGAUAUUAAAGACUUUGAGGAACGCCGCGGACGUCAUGUUCGAAUCGACCAAAGCUCACGCUCGAGUGACGAAAGUUCGAGUAUUUCCAGCGAAUACAUCAAGUUUGCCGCUUACAGCAAGAAAUAUCUUGAUUACAUCCUCAGCUAUUCAGCUUCACCUGUGCCACAGAUCACACAGGAAGAUAUUCUCAGGUCUAUACGAGAGGAUCCGGCUUUACCUGGAAAGUCCGAUUUUGGUCAAAUCGACAUAGAAAGAUACCGGAGUGUGUUAGAGGGACUAAAGAGAGAUAUCGACGACGAUGCAAGGGCGACGGACUUAUGGUAUGACCGUUCCCUACCCAGUAAGAACGUCGAUGAGCUGUAA
Messenger RNA from Phanerochaete carnosa HHB-10118-sp, 2490 nucleotides. RefSeq lists its product as uncharacterized. The coding region runs from base 1 to 2490 and encodes 829 amino acids. The transcript is spliced from 7 exons. Lineage: Eukaryota; Fungi; Basidiomycota; Agaricomycetes; Polyporales; Phanerochaetaceae. The record is from RefSeq and is a predicted model, not a curated record.